AUGAAAAUGCUAGUAUUUCUAUUUACCUGUUUUGUUAUUGGAUUAGCAAGACUCCCUAUAGAAGGUCCAGAAUGUAAUAUUUAUUUGGAAAAAUUCGGAACUGCUAAUAAUGAAGAUGGAUCAGGUGCUACAAAGCUUGCUUUCUCAGGAGAUGUUUCCUACAUCAUAGGUACUUCUAAUCUGAAGGUAAACUUAAGAUAUUCUGAUGUUGAUCGCUUCAAUGAUCUAAAAUUUUUCGGUCUUGUUUAAGAGGAUGGGAAAAAAGCGGAUGAAACAUGCCUUGACCUUAAACUAUACAAAUUCACAUCAAACUAAUAUGCUGAUGGCAUAGAAGUUACUGAUUUGCCAAUAACACCAUCAAACAAUUUAUAAAAAUAAUGGAGAUAUUAUUCAUUCAUCAUUCCAGGUGAGUAAUUUGAAACAAGAUUAGUAAAGACUUCUAAUUCUAACUAAUAUAUUUACAAAGGAUAUUACGCAAUUGCUUAUUAUGCUGCUGGUACCGACCAACUCUAAUACACAUUCUAUUUUGAUUUCGCAGUAGUUGUUGAUAGAAUGACAAAUCAAGCAGAAACAGCCUUUACACCUUUGAGUCGAAAAGCAACUGCAUCAUGUAACCCUAAUGAACUUUGUGAGAAUUAGGGAGAUAGCAUUUUAAAAUGGUGCACAGAUUUAACUUGUACUGCAUUCGCAUAACAAGACCUUCAUGAAAAUGAUCUAUUUGUCAUAUUAUAAAUGAUGAACACAAGUGAUAAGAAUGAUUACUACUUAAUUGAUACAGAAGUUUGGUUCACUGGUGAUGGAAUCCUUUAAAAAGCUACCCCAAUUUUUGUGAAUAAUUCAAUUAAAGGGUAGGCUAUCAUUUAAUUAUAAGCUGACAUAGCAUGGAAUAAUCUUUCUAUUUAAGUUUCUUCUAUCUUAUCGACUAGUUAAUUUGGAGAAAGAAGAUUGUUGGCCUAAGUGACCUAUGAUACUUAUACCGGACGUCUACCAGAUAUAAAUUGUAUCAAAGCUGAAGGAGCAGAAAUAUGCCCCAAUUGCGAAUAAGAAUGCGAAGUUAAUGGAUUUGCUCAUGAUGGAUGUGAAGCCUGCAAUCAAUCAAAUUUAACUGUAUUGUUAUUAGUGGUUACAUUUUUAUUCAUGAUGAUUUGA
This is a messenger RNA of Paramecium octaurelia, 1149 nucleotides long. The record is from the annotation of a GenBank genome assembly. NCBI's taxonomy places the organism in Eukaryota, Ciliophora, Oligohymenophorea, Peniculida, Parameciidae.